Linum trigynum is the source of this 1247-nucleotide messenger RNA. The record is from the annotation of a GenBank genome assembly. NCBI's taxonomy places the organism in Eukaryota, Viridiplantae, Streptophyta, Magnoliopsida, Malpighiales, Linaceae.
CAUCCUUGCAAACAAUCACCACCGCUCACAGUUUCAAAACAAUGGCCUUUAACAAUGCUUAGCUUCGCCCUGUCGUUGUUUUCAAAAAUCAAGGCUUUCGCAACGCCAUUGUUCACUCACGAUAUCUUCGCUGUUUCCGCGAUAGGCCUAUCUAUCCCUCCUUCACCAUCUCUCCUUCAGCCUUUUCCAAAUAUGACAUGGAUGUCUCCUCCCUGAUUGCUGGAUUAGGGUGGGAGUCGUUGACUGAAGAUCAACGGUUUCUCCAUUGUCCUGAGGCAGUAAGACUAUUCUACGUGAAUAUUCGUCGUGAUCAUGGCCCUGAGCCACUCUCCUUCAUAACUAUGGUCUAUGACCAUGAAAUCACUGUCUCUCCUGCCCUACUUGCAUCAGUCCUCUCUCUUCCUCACUCUGGAAUUCAAGCCAGUUAUGAGAGUGACUUCGUUGCCCAUGGGUUCAACUUCUGUGCUGCUCUUGAUCACCUGACCCAGGACAUUGGCAAGGCCUUUCCUAAUAGGCUCUCAGCUGGUCGACUCCCUGACGACCUAAAGGUUCUUCACUUUUUCAUUACUCGAUGCUUCCUUCCCAGAGAUGUCGAUAGUGCUGGUCUUCUCCACUCUGACAAUCUCUGGAUUCUGAGCAAUGCUCGUGCACAUAGAUCCAUUAGCUAUGCCUCCUUGGUGUUCUCUCACAUCCUCAAGUUUGGAGGUGGUUGUUACAAUGGUGCUCUACCCUUUGGGCCCCUCAUCACUCGUUACUUGUAUCGUCUUGCCAUAGAUCUCCGGGAUAAGGUGGCUGUUUGCAAUGUCCAUGAUGACUUGCGCCCCAAUCAUGUCCUUGUCCGCCUUGAUGCUGAUGUGGGCCGACGUAAGCUCGUCUCUGGCUCAGGGGGAGAAGUGAUCUGCUGCUCAGCCUUUUCCCAUGCCAACCCUGCCAAUCCUCUUUCCGACAGGCUGCUUCCAGCCUUAACCCAAGCUGCAGCUUCAGCCAUAAAUGAGGAAGUCAAGCGUCGAAAAGAAUCUGGUAAUGGGAACACUACAAGCCUACUGGUCUGCAAAGAGCGACUGGAACUAAUGGACUUUGAUGAGGCAAGGCCUGCUCCGGAUGAUUUUGAUCUAAUCUCAUCUGACUCAAGUUCUGAGGAUGAGAUCUCGGACUACGAGUCACCUCCUGGUUACCGCUUCUAGGAGACAGACGAUUUUGCUUAAGGGGAGCUUCAGUUGUCUAGUUAAGAAACUCUUGUUGAGUUG